Molecule: messenger RNA, 1236 nt
Organism: Insectozyma verbasci
Lineage: Eukaryota; Fungi; Ascomycota; Pichiomycetes; Serinales; Debaryomycetaceae
Source: the annotation of a GenBank genome assembly
AUGCAAUUAGCAGUCUUAUCUUUAAUUGCUACUUUAUUAGCAUCAACAGUUGAUAGUAAACAAUUUAGUUCAAAAUUAACCCGAUUAUCAAAUGAUGAAACUUUAAAUCCUCAGGUGUUUCAAGAAUAUACUAAUGGUUUAACUAAUAAAUAUAUUAAUAUGUUUAAUCAUCAUGUUGGUAAUCCUGUUGCUCAAAGUAUUUUACAACAACAAGAACAAGUUCCAUUUGUUGAACAAGGUAAAGGUCAAUUUGAAGCUCCAUUAACCAAUUAUCUUAAUGCGCAAUAUUUUACUGAAAUUCAAUUGGGUACUCCUGGUCAAUCUUUUAAAGUUAUCUUAGAUACUGGAUCAUCAAAUUUAUGGGUUCCUUCACAAGAUUGUAGUUCAUUAGCUUGUUAUUUACAUCAAAAAUAUGAACAUGAUGAAUCUUCAACUUAUAAAGCAAAUGGUAGUGAAUUUUCAAUUCAAUAUGGUUCUGGUUCAAUGGAAGGUUAUAUAUCUCAAGAUAUUUUAGCAAUUGGUGAUUUAAUUAUUCCAAAACAAGAUUUUGCAGAAGCUACUUCUGAACCUGGUUUAGCUUUUGCAUUUGGUAAAUUUGAUGGUAUAUUAGGUUUAGCUUAUGAUACUAUAUCAGUUAAUAAAGUUGUACCUCCAAUUUAUAAUGCUAUAAAUCAAGGUUUAUUAGAUUCUCCACAAUUUGGUUUUUAUUUAGGUGAUACUAAUAAAAAUGAAGAAGAUGGUGGUUUAGCUACUUUUGGUGGUUAUGAUGAAAGUAAAUUUCAAGGUAAAUUAACUUGGUUACCUGUUAGAAGAAAAGCUUACUGGGAAGUUUCAUUUGAUGGUAUUGGUUUAGGUGACGAAUAUGCUGAAUUAACAAAAACUGGUGCUGCAAUUGAUACUGGUACUUCAUUAAUUACUUUACCAUCAACUUUAGCUGAAAUUAUAAACGCUAAAAUUGGUGCACAAAAAUCUUGGUCUGGUCAAUAUCAAGUUGAUUGUGAUAAAAGAGAUUCAUUACCUGAUUUAACUUUAAAUUUUUCUGGUUACAAUUUUACAUUAACUGCUUAUGAUUAUACUUUAGAAGUUGGUGGUUCAUGUAUUUCUGCUUUUACUCCAAUGGAUUUCCCAGAACCAAUUGGUGAUUUAGCAAUUGUUGGUGAUGCAUUUUUAAGAAAAUAUUAUUCUGUUUAUGAUUUGAAAAAGAAUGCAGUUGGUUUAGCCCCAACUAAAAUUUAA